AUGUGGUUCAGUUAUAAUAUUUUCGCAGUUACAAUAUUUGGUUUAUUAAUUAGGAGAGGUUGUGCAUCCGAGUCUUAUAACACAGGAGGUAAAAUAUAUAUAUGCACAUUUAUAAAUAUACGUUGGAAUAUAUAUUUCAUGCAACAAAGGACAAUGAUGAAGAAGCUAUCUCAACCCCUAUACAUGAGAAAGAAAUUUAUACUCCCACACAAUCCAGAUAUAGAAGAAUAUAGAACCCCUUUAAAAGAUACCCAAUGUUCUUAUGUAGAUGCAAAUUCAAUAAAAGGAUUUAUAAACAUUAAUUUAGAUAGCAUUUUUGAUAUUGACUUAAAGGAAUAUUAUUUACAUGAUGAGGAUAAUUUGGAAAAUAAGGAAAAAUCUGAAGAUUUAGUAUGUAUAGAGACAUAUGUAAAAAAGACUAAUGAAAUAUAUUACAAUAUGUCAGAUACAAAAGAUGAGGCAUAUUUAUACAUAUGUAAAAUGUGUAAGCAUAUAUAUAAGGAUAUAGAAGAAUGUAGAGAAAAAAAAAUGCAGUUGAUGAUAAGAAAUAUGAGAAUAACUGUGCCCCAGAUACGAUUAAAAUAUGAAAAAGAUAGUAGAAAUAAUCAAGAAAUAAUUAUUAACACUCCAGUGACAUAUGUACUGUCAAAUUUAGUGUCUAGCUUAAUAAAAACAGUGACAUAUAAUACAGAUGACCUUAAUAAUUCCUGUAAAGUUUUAAUAAACAUGUUACAUUUAGAUUUAUUGAAGAUAAUAAACAGUUUACAAUAUUAUCAUGGUAUCUUUAAUGGUUUAACUGAAAAACAUUUAAUUGAAUUCCGAAAAAUAUUUCUGAAAAAAGAAAAAAUAAAUAAAGAGGAAGAUAAUGAUAAUGAUAAUAUAUGGGAAGAAUGUUUUGUAUUAAAAAAAUCUAUUGAUAAGGUUAAGAAUAUAAAUUCAUAUUUGCUAAAGAAAUCAAGAAAUAGAUAUAUGGAUUAUGUACAUAAUAGAAGAAAACGAUAUCGUGAUAAUUUAUUUGUAAUUACAUAUAAUGUAUCAGAUAAGAAUUUAAAUACAUAUAUUAAAAGUAUUUAUAAUUAUAUUUAUAAUUCAAUAAAAAUAAUUGAAUAUAUUCAAUAUAUAUAUAAUCAAGAAGUAUAUGGUAUAUUUUUUGUAAGAACACAAUUAAUAGAAACAUAUUUUUUAAGAAACCCUAAACAAUUAAAAAAUACAUGUUCUAUAUAUAUGAUGAUAACGAUAUCAUGGUUUUUUAAUCAAAUUAAUAUUGGUAUGUAUAAUAAAAAUAAAAAAAUAUAUGAUCUGUUUAAAGAAAAGUUUACAAAAAAUAAUAUAAAACAAAUUAUAUAUUCUAUAUAUACAAAUGAUGUGGAAAAUAAAACUAAUAUUUUACAACUAUGUAAUGAUAGUAUGACAAAUACAGUAGAAUUAAUAAAAAAUGUUAUAAAAAAUUAUUACAAACAAAAUAAUGUCUUAUCAAAUUAUAAUAUUAACUAUGCUGGAUUAAUUAAAUUUAUGGAUAUAUAUAUAUUACGACAUAAAUUUAUUCAAUCCACUCUUGAACAACAACCUUUAUCAGAUUAUGAUACAUUAGAUGAAGAAGAUUUAAAUAAUGAUUCUAUAAUCAAAAGAGAAAAUAUUGUUUGUAUGAUGAAAUAUAUUUCAAAUAAAAUUCAUACAUAUAUAUCCUUAUUAAAAAAAUCACAUUUACAAACUAUUAUGCUACAAAAUUAUGAUAAUUAUAAUAUAUAUCUAAAUACAUAUAUUACAGAUAAUGAACAUAUUUUUUUCUGUACAUCCCCUGGUCAAUAUUUAAUCAGCAAAAUAUUUUUUUAUAGCUUUUUCAAUAUCAUAAACAUAUAUGGUUAA
This is a messenger RNA of Plasmodium adleri (nom. inval.), 1866 nucleotides long. RefSeq names its product conserved Plasmodium protein, unknown function. Bases 1 to 1866 code for a protein of 621 amino acids. Lineage: Eukaryota; Apicomplexa; Aconoidasida; Haemosporida; Plasmodiidae. The transcript has 11 exons. The record is from RefSeq and is a predicted model, not a curated record.